CCAGCUGGUGAAACCCUAAACCUCUGCUCUACUAAUCCACUCUGAGAGUGAGUGUGAGAGUGAGUGAGAGCAAGUUUCCGAGGAAAAAAAUGGCGCAUCUUCCGAUGGAUAUCGUCAACGAGUUAUUCCUCCGUCUCCCGGCAAGUUCGUUGGUCCGAUUUCGACUCCUCUCGAACCCUUGCUUCUCUCUGAUCGACAGUCCCGAUUUCAUCGCAUCGCAUCUCAAUCGCACACUCGAAACCGGAGAUCACCUCAUGGUCUUGCUGCGAUACCCUCGGCUUCUACGUAUGGUGUACCUCGACGCACCGGAUAAGGUCUCCGACGUUGAGCAUCCUUUGCAAGCCGGUGGUUUUACUGACGUUUUCGGUUCAUGUAACGGUUUGAUCGGUUUAACCAACUCUCCUACUGACAUGGCGCUUUUCAACCCUUCAACCCGGAAAAUCCACCGGUUACCGAUUGAACCCGUCGAUUUCCCGGAUUGCUUGAUCACUCGGAAGUAUGUGUUGUAUGGGUUGGGUUACGAUUCGGUGAACGAUGAUUACAAAGUUGUGAGGAUCAUUCAGUGUAAGCGUAAAGGAGACUGUGGUUACCCUCUUGAGAUCAAAGUUUUCAGCUUGAAGAGUAAUUCGUGGAAGAGAAUCUAUCUUCUUUUUGAGGUUCAACUUAAAUUCAUCUACUUCUAUUACCAUGUGUUGUAUCGCCGUGGAUAUGGUGUUCUAGCUAGCAACAGCCUUCACUGGAUUUUACCUCGAAGACAAGGAGUUAUUGCCAUAAAUUCGAUUAUUAGAUUCGAUCUUGCCUCUGAGGAGUUUGAUAUCGUCGGUAUCCCAAAGGAUCUUUUCUAUGAAGAUAAUUUUGAUUUGGGUGUGUUAGAUGGCUGCCUUUGUGCGAUGAGUUACCACGAGUUUACCCAUGUUGAUGUUUGGAUUAAGAGGGAACAUCAAGAUGAAGGAUCUUGGACUAAGCUGUUUAAGGUGAAGAAACCAGAGAGUGUUGGAUCGUUGGAUUUUAUGAGACCUUUGCUCUAUUCCAAGGACAAGAGCAAGGUUUUGCUGCAGAUCAACGUUGGGAAGCUCGUGUGGUAUGAUUUGGCGAGUAAGAGUUUUGAGACGCUUGGGAUAAAGGACUGUGAAGGUUCGUGUUCCGCAGAACUAGUUGUGAGUAGCCUUGUUUUGGGAUGUAAAGGAGAUCCUCGCAGAGCUCGAGAAAACAAAAUGAUGCAGAAGAGUAACAAAAGGGAUGGUUUUCUGUCCAAGGGAUUCAAGCUGAAGCUAUGAGCAAAGCAGAAGAAGCCCAAACCUAAAUCAAGAGUUCUGGAGUUUGAUUUUUCAGGUGCAGGCGUAGGAGGAAAGGAAAUGGCUUUAAGCAACUUCGUCAAAUCCUAAUCCCAUAUUAGGUCUUAGUACUAAUUAUCUUAACCUAUGUCGUACGUAAUUAUGUCCUAUGAUUAGAUAGAGCUCUUCUAAAUGUUAUUAAUUAACUCUUUUGAGUUUAAUCUGUUGCAAUAUACGA
Molecule: messenger RNA, 1512 nt
Organism: Eutrema salsugineum
Lineage: Eukaryota; Viridiplantae; Streptophyta; Magnoliopsida; Brassicales; Brassicaceae
Product: F-box protein At4g22390
Exons: 3
Coding region: 90-1277 (395 amino acids)
Molecular function (GO): protein binding
Source: RefSeq, a predicted model, not a curated record